UAGGGGUGAUUUCAGCCCAGCGGCGACGGGAGCCGCCCCUUACCUCCAGUUCGGCGCCCGGAGUGACGGGGAUGACGCUGGGUGGGCAAAUUUAGGAGGAAAUACAAUUCUCCUGCUGGCGUCGAGGCAACGUUUGCCCUUCCCCCUCUCCCUUCCCGGGAGCAGGCUUGGUGCUCACCUCCGCCCCCCACUUUUGUAGUUUAAAGAAACACAUUUACUGUUGUCCAGUCGUGGUCCCUUUCGUGUUUUUUUAACCCGGUUUGCGCACUGCUUUGAGGUGGGGGAGGGUAGAAGAGCGCGGAAACUCCUUGACUUCUUAGCCCUUUGCUUCCUCCCUUUGGGUUAGGAGUUGGUGCUGCGUCUGUAACUAAAUCAUUUUUUCUCUUUACUCUCAUUUUAGGACCGGGAAUCACCUUUAGGCCAAUCUGGUGAAGCUUUGGCAGAAAUUAAGGAGGAAAACAUUUCUUUUUCCUCCAGCUAGCAUCACAGCAGGAGAUACAUAAUCUAGUUGUCACACUAGUGGUGAUUCUACCAAGGACCACUGAAUUGGUAGUGACAGCCUGAUCCCUCCAUUAUGAAGGUUCUUUAGCAUGGAUAAAUGUUCAUUGGGAGGAUUAGACUUGACUGAACAGACUCCUGUUUUAUUAGGGAGUAAAGCCAUGGCGGCUAGUCUCACGGAUGUAGGAAAUUCAUUUGGUGACUCAACUAGUCCUUUAGUUAAUAGAUCUAGAAACUCAUCGACGGAAGAUGAUGAUGAUGAUGAUGUUGUAUUUAUUGAAUCUAUACAGCCUCCUUCAAAUUCUCCUCCAGCAAUAGCUGAUCAAAGAAACUUUAAAUUUGCUUCCUCAAGAAAUGAAAAGCUACGAGGAAAUUAUUCCGUAAUUCUUCCUUCCUCAAGAGAGUUGGCUUCUCAGAAGGGAAAUACAAGUGACACAAUUGUCAUUGAUGAUGAAGAGGAUGUAGAAACAAAUGGAGGGAAAAAGAAAAAUUCUUCCAGUUUUAUUGAGUGGGGACUUCCUGGAACUAAAAACAGAGCCAAAGAUUUGGAUUUCUCCACUUCCAGUCUUUCAAGAAGUAAGACCAAGACUGCAGUAGGACCUUUUAAUCCUGGUAGAAUGAAUGUGGCAGGAGAUGAAUUUCAGAAUGGAGGAUUUGCAACUCAUCACAGUCCUGAUUCUUGGAUCUCCCAGUCAGCAUCAUUUCCCCGUAAUCAGAAACAGCCAGGGGUGGAUUCUUUAUCACCAGUGGCCUCCCUUCCUAAACAGAUUUUCCAGCCUUCAGCCCAACAGCAACCCACUAAACCAGCUAAAAUCACUUGUGCAAACUGCAAAAAACCUUUACAGAAGGGACAGACAGCUUAUCAACGAAAAGGAUCAGCUCACCUCUUUUGUUCUACCACCUGCCUUUCCUCCUUCUCUCAUAAGCGUACUCCAAAGAAGCGCAAUGUAAUAUGUAAAAAAGAUGCAUCUACAAAAAGGGCUACUAUUGUUCCUCAAGUGGAGUCAAGUGAAUUCUUCCAAGAAUUUUGUAGUACAUCUUGUUUGUCUCCCUAUGAAGACAACCAGAAUCUUAGGAAAAGAGUUCUGAAUAAAUCAAGAUGUACAAUCUGUAGUAAACUAACAGAGAUUCGUCAUGAAGUCAGCGUUAAUAAUGUGACACACAAACUGUGCAGUAACCAGUGCUUCAAUAAAUACAGGUUGGCCAAUGGUCUCAUAAUGAAUUGCUGUGAACAGUGUGGCGAGUACUUGCCCAGUAAAAGUUCUGGGAACAACAUCCUGACCAUUGAAGGUCAGCAGAUGAGAUUUUGCUGCCGAAGUUGUGUUAAUGAAUAUAAACAGGAAUCUUUGCCUACCAAGAUGAUGAAGACAUUUACCCAUGUUUUCUUCUAGAAACUUUUUAGUUUUAGAUUUUAUAUUUAAGUCUGUGAUCCAUCUCAAGUUAAUUUGUGUGUGGUGUGAGGUAGAGGUUAAGGAAUUAUCAUCUACCUAAUUUUAAGAUGUUAAAAAUCUCAAAACAUCACAUGUACCCCAUAAAUAUGUACUUUUUUAUUUUUUGAGGAAGAUUGGUCCUGAGCUAACAUCUGUUGCCAGUCCUCCUCCGUUUUUCCUCUUUUCUCCCCAAAGCAGCAGUAGACAGCUGUAUGUCAUAGUUGUACAUCCUGCUAGUUGUUCUGUGUGGGACUCGGCCUCAGCACGGCUUCAUGAGCAGUGUGUAGGUCCGUGCCCAGGAUCCGAACCAGCAAACCCCAGGCCGCCAAAGCGGAGCACGUGAACUUAACUGCUACGCCAUCAGGCUGGCCCCUAUACACAAUUUUUAUUUAUCAAUUAUACCUUAGUAAAGCUGGAAAAAAGACAUUAAAAAGCUACAGUAAUCAAGAUAGUGUAGUGUUGGCAUAUAAAGAUAAACAAAUAGAUCAAUGGAAUAGACAGUCCAGAAAUAGAACCAUGUAUAUAGUCAAUUGAUUUUAGAAGGUACUAAAUCAUUUUAAUUGGGAAAAGCAAGAUCUUUUUAACAAAUGGUGCUGGGAUAAUUUUUUGUUUGUAUGGAAAUACAUGAGCCUUGACCCCCUUUUAUCCUAUAUACAAAAAUUAAUUCAAGAUGGGUUAUAAAUGUAAAACUAGAAACAUUCUUAACCCCUGUUUCACUGGCUACAGAUUUAAGUAGUUAGCUUUUAGGGAAAAGUAACUCUGAGGUGCUAGCCUUAUUGAACAGUUGAAGAAACAGUGAUACCCACAGUUCACUUUAGGGUUUUGCAGGAAAGGCUUAUUUAUGUUAUCUUUAUUAUUUUCUUUAUAUAUACUGCACCUCAUAUUUAACAAAGCCUUUGGAUGUGGCUUAUAGAAGAGUACAAUGAACAGUUAAAAAAUAGGCAAAAAGACCUAGCAUAGGGUAUCUUUUCAAAAGAGUCAUGGCAAAUAUAACCUAGUGAACUUCUGAUUUGGUAAUAAAUGACUGUUAGGUCUUAAUAUUUUUACAUGUCUUUUUUUUAUGGAUGAUUUACCUAUAUCUGCUUAGACUGUGAGUUUUUGCUAAGUUAAAGUCAGUGAGCUCAUAAACUUUAGACAAAGAUAAUGCUUAUCUCUGAAAACCAUAAAACUUGCACAUAGAUUAUCACUUUUUACUCCUAAAUGAACACCAGAAGAGGCAAAAAUGGGAAAAUAUGCAUAGUCACAAUAGGCAGCAACCAUAUAUCCAGACUUUCUUGAAUACCUGUUGUCUGCCACUCUGAUCUCCAGAAGAAAGUCUGUUUAUUCUACCAUGUGUAUAUCAGUAAUACAAAGUAGCUCAUAAAUAAAAGCUCAUAGUUGGCAAAUAUAGGAAUAUUUCCGUAUGAUAUAGAAGUUUUACAAAUGUACUUCUUCCUCCCCCCCCACAUUAAUAUUUUUAAGUGAUUAGUGGCAGGCCUUCUCACAAUAGAAAGCCUUAGUGAUAUAUGAAGACCUUAAGGAAAAGUUGAAAUCUUGCAGUUAGUGUCUUGUCUCAGAAUAGCAUACACAGUCAUAAAAUGUAAAGACUAAAUCUUAUCCUUAUCCAGUGACCUAACCAGAGGUGUUUUUGUCCCCCUGGGAACAUUGGGCAAUGUCUGUAAACAUUAACUGGGGGAGUGCUGCUGGCAUCUAGUGCUUAAGGGCCAGGGAUGCUUCUAAGCAUCCUGCGGUGCGCAGGACAGUCCCUCACAACAAAGAGUUAUCUGGCCCAAGAUGUCAGUAGUGCCAAAGUUGAGAACUCUUAUAACCAAAGGGAUAAGUAGGUGGCUGGAUGGUUGAGUGUGUGUGGUAAACAUAGUGAGAAGGAAAAGAACUAAAUUUUCAUCUUUGUUAUUGAGAAGUCAAUGGUGAUGCCUAAAACUGGGAGGAAAAAUCAAUAAAUAGUGAUGUAUAAACAUGUUAGUUUGAUAUUUAGAAAUAAACGCCAGAAGAAUUGGCUAAAAGUGUUGAAAGUGGUUAACUUCUCAGAAAGGGGAAAUGGAUGAAGGUAGUAGGGGGCUGCUAUUUGUUUUAAUUAAUCAGGUAUAACUAGUUGUUGCUUUAUACCAAAUGUAUAUUUAGUUUUGAUUAAAUAAAACCUUUAAAAUUUGUUAAAAAUACUGAAGGUCAGAGAAAGUAUCUUACCCAGAGUCACACAGCUAGAUUUGACCUCACAUCUGAAACUUUAUUAGUAUACUGUAAUGCCUCUGCUAGAAAUAUUUAAUUAAUUAUACCUGUGCCUUAUCUCACAUAAUAAGCCCUUGGUUCCCUGGGGCUGGGACCUAUAUCUGAUUCAAUUUAGUAAUCUCCAAAUAACUAGCCUUAUAUGUGGGGUGACUCAGCCACCUAGCUGGGACACUUCUGAGAGUGAAAUGAGAUUCUGUUAGUAAAUAUAGGGCUAUCUUAGUACCUUUCUUUCCAGUAAUUUUUUUUUCCCGUUUUUUAGAGGCUUUAGUUGAUUGUGGCCUACCUCACCUGCCUUUUAUUUGGCUUCAGUUUUCAUUCAGGUCAUCAUUAAAAUGUUCUUUGUGCUAGAAUAAUGUAGUACUGCCCUAAAGUAUUUUUGAACUUCAUUUUCAAAGAAUCUCAGAUGAAUGUCCCUGGAGAGAGUGCCUGAGUGACAUGGAUGAGAAAGACAAGCAGCUAACCUUGGAACCUAGAGUAUAAUGCAGAAAAUCCGUGAGCCUUUGCACCAAGGAGUAGCUGGGUCAGCCACCUUUGUGUUCAGUUCUUUGCUGUUAGACCAUAUUGAGUAAUUGUCAAACAAUUACAAGUAUCCUUGAUUGAAUGUAUGCCAAUAAUAAAGCUAACAUAAGUUUACUAUGGUGCCACAUACAGCUUUACAUGUAUUUUGCAUUUAAUCAUCUAAACAAUCUCCUUUUGUUGUUAGUGUCUCCAAGUCUAUUCUGACUCUUAGUGAACCUGGACAGCAGAGGAGAACCCUGCCUCCAUCUUUUUGCACCGUCCUCUCACCUUCUGGUGCUGUAUCAGACAAUGCUCUGCUCCUAUUCAUAGUGUUUUCAAUGGCCAGUUUUUUCGGGAGUGGGUGCCCAGGUCAUUCUUCCUUGUCUGUCUAGUCUGGAAGCUCCACAGAAACCUGUCCACCAUGGGUGACCCUGCUGGUAUUUGAAAUACCAGUGGCAUAGCUUGCGGUGUCACAGCAACACGCACCUGCCACAGUAUGACAAUCGACAGAUGGGUGGUAUAGUUCCCUGAAUGGGAAAUGAACCCAGGCCAAGACAGUGAGAGCACCAAAUCUUAACCGCUACCCCACCAGGGCUGGCUAAACAAGCUCCCUAGUUAGGUGCAAUUAAUACCCUCAUUUUAUUGCUGAGAAACUGAAACUUAGGUAGGUAAGUAACUUGCCCAAGAUCAUACCGUUGGGAAGUGGCCCAUCCAUUGAGAUGGAUGAGACAACUUGACUACCUAUUCAUUACCAAGAAACUCAGGAAGGAAAGAUAAGACCAUAGCAAAAAAUAACACUAACUACAGUCCUUGGCUUUCUCUUUCUUUUUAUAUCUGCUCUUCUAGUACAGUCUUAUCCAAUCCCAUAGUCUUAAUUAAUAUAUUUUUUGAUGACCUCCAAAAUAUAUUUGCAGAUCAUAUUUCUUCAGUUUCAGACCAAUAUAUCCAUGUAUAAUCUCUACUCGAAUGUUGCACAGAUACUUCAUACUCUGUGUCUAGAACUAGAACUCUAAACCUGCUUUCCUUCUUUGUUCAUAUCAGUAAAUGAUCCCACCGUGCAGAAGCUUAGGACCAUUCUUGACUCUUCCCUUUUCCUUAGUCCCAAGACCACUCAGUUACCAACUAAUCCAUAUUCUACUUUCUGGAUAUCUCUCAACUCUGUCCUGUCUCUGCUCCUCUCAUUCUAGACAUAGCCACCAUCAUCUCUUGCCAGAUUUGAUUACUACCACAGCUUCCUGUUACUGUACCUUUGGUCUUCCUUACAGUUGGAAAUCCAUAAUAUAAUCAGAGCAACCUUAGUAAAGUACAAAUUUGACCAUGUCACUCCUGCUUUUUUUACUUCAGUGCUGCCACAUUGCUUUCAGGGUUAAAUCAGAACAAAGCUCUUCUGGGGCCGGCCCGGUGGCGCAAGCAGUUGAGUGCGUGUGCUCCGCUGCGCUGGCCCCAGGGUUCGCUGGUUCGGAUCCGGGGCGUGCACCGCCUCACGGCUUGUCAGGCCAUGCUGUGGCGGCGUCCCAUAUAAAGUGGAGGAAGAUGGACACGGAUGUUAGCCCAGGGCCAGUCUUCCUAAGCAAAAAAGAGGAGGAUUGGCAGAUGUUAGCUCAGGGCUGAUCUUCCUCACAAAAAAAUAAAAAAAUAAAUAAAUAAAUAACAAAGCUCUUCUUAGUUUCUUAAGUUCCAUUGUAUAUAGUAUUUAAGUUGCGCUGUGUACAGAAAUAUUACAGCUAACAGGAUGCCAUUCACAUUGUAUACAUCUUGGUUAUGUUGAAUGUUUUUUUUGCAUUUUUAGUUUAUUGACUCCAAAAUAGCUAAUGUCUUUUUAUUACAUGGAAUCAUACAGUAUGUGGUACUUUGUCAGUGGCUUUCACAUACACUGUUUUCAAGUUGUAGCAUAUAUCUUUACUUGUUGUUAUUGCCAAAUAAUAUUCCAUGGCAUGGAUAAUACUGCAUUUUUAUUUAUCUAUCAGUAAUGGACAUUUGAAUUAUUUCUGCUUUUUGGCUAUUAUGAAUAAUGUUGCUAUGACAUUUUGUACAAGUCUUUGUAUGGACAUAUAUUUUCAUUUUGGCAUUGCUGGGUCAUAUGGUAACUCUGUUUAACUUUUGAGGAAUUGCCAGAUUGUUUUCCAAGGCAGCUGCACCAUUUUACAUUCCCACCAGCACCUUAGGAAGCUUUUAGUUUUUCCACAUCUUUGUCCACUUGUCAUUAUCUAUCUUUUUAUUAUAGCCAUCCUAGUGAGUGUGAAGUGGUAUGUGGUGGUUUUGAUUUGAUUUGUAUUUCUUUGAUGACUAAUGUUGAGCACCUUUUCGUGUGCUUGUGCAUUUUGUAUAUACAUUAAUUUUCUUAGUGUUAACCAUUCCAAGAUAAAUUUGUAAUCUGUUGCU
Diceros bicornis minor is the source of this 7034-nucleotide messenger RNA. It is a transcript of the gene ZMYM5, whose product is annotated as zinc finger MYM-type containing 5. NCBI's taxonomy places the organism in Eukaryota, Metazoa, Chordata, Mammalia, Perissodactyla, Rhinocerotidae. Gene Ontology annotation, molecular function: zinc ion binding. Bases 591 to 1889 code for a protein of 432 amino acids. The record is from RefSeq and is a predicted model, not a curated record. The transcript has 8 exons.